Messenger RNA from Chanos chanos (milkfish), 4713 nucleotides. RefSeq names its product glutamate receptor, ionotropic, N-methyl D-aspartate 2B, genome duplicate b (gene grin2bb). The record is from RefSeq and is a predicted model, not a curated record. Lineage: Eukaryota; Metazoa; Chordata; Actinopteri; Gonorynchiformes; Chanidae. Gene Ontology annotation, biological process: monoatomic ion transport. Gene Ontology annotation, molecular function: signaling receptor activity; ligand-gated monoatomic ion channel activity. Gene Ontology annotation, cellular component: membrane.
AUGAACGAGACCGAUCCCAAGAGCAUCAUCAAUCGAAUCUGCGCCCUCAUGUCUCGGAAUUGGCUCCAGGGGGUGGUGUUCGGGGACGACACCGACCAAGAGGCCAUCGCCCAGAUCCUGGACUUCAUUUCUGCCCAGACUCACAUCCCCAUCCUGGGUAUUCGCGGAGGAUCCUCCAUGAUAAUGGCCGCCAAGGAUGACAACUCCAUGUUCUUCCAGUUUGGACCCUCCAUUGAACAGCAAGCGUCUGUCAUGCUCAACAUUAUGGAGGAGUAUGACUGGUACAUCUUCUCCAUUGUCACCACUUACUACCCUGGAUACCAGGACUUCGUCAAUCGAAUCCGGAGCACCAUAGAGAACAGCUUUGUGGGCUGGGAACUGGAGGAGGUGUUACUGUUGGACAUGUCGGUGGACGACGGAGACUCCAAGAUCCAGAACCAGCUGAAGAAGCUGCAGAGCCCCGUCAUCCUGCUCUACUGCACUAAAGAAGAGGCCGCCACCAUUUUCGAGGUGGCCCACUCCGUCGGCCUCACGGGAUACGGCUACACGUGGAUCGUACCAUCCCUCGUCGCGGGGGACGCCGACAACGUGCCGGCUGUGUUUCCAACAGGUCUCAUUUCGGUGUCGUACGAUGAGUGGGAUUACGGCCUGGAGGCUCGAGUGCGCGACGCGGUAGCUAUCAUCGCCAUGGCGACAUCCACCAUGAUGCUGGACCGCGGCCCUCACAUGCUGCUCAAGUCGGGCUGCCACGGAGCACCGGACAAGAAAGGCAGCAAGUCAGGAAACCCCAACGAAGUACUGAGAUAUUUGAUGAAUGUGACGUUUGAGGGGCGUAAUCUGUCGUUCAGCGAGGACGGUUUUCAGAUGCACCCCAAACUGGUGAUCAUUCUCCUGGAUAAGGAGAGACAGUGGGACCGGGUGGGAAAGUGGGAGAACGGUUCUCUGUCGAUGAAGUACCACGUGUGGCCUCGUUUUGAACUCUACUCCGGGGCGGAGGAGCGGGACGACGAUCACCUGUCCAUCGUCACGCUGGAGGAGGCGCCCUUCGUCAUAGUGGAGGACGUGGACCCCCUGAGCGGGACCUGCAUGAGGAACACUGUGCCCUGUCGAAAACAGCUGAAACCCCAAAACCAAACAGGAGAAUCAGGGAUCUACAUAAAACGCUGCUGUAAAGGUUUCUGUAUCGACAUCCUCAAAAAGAUCGCCAAGUCUGUCAAAUUCACCUACGACCUUUACCUGGUAACCAACGGCAAACAUGGGAAGAAGAUCAACGGGACGUGGAACGGCAUGGUCGGAGAGGUUGUGCAGAAAAAUGCCCACAUGGCAGUGGGCUCCCUAACCAUCAACGAGGAGAGGUCAGAGGUCAUUGACUUCUCUGUGCCUUUCAUUGAGACGGGCAUUAGUGUUAUGGUCUCCCGUAGCAACGGCACAGUUUCCCCCUCUGCCUUCCUGGAGCCGUUCAGUGCAGACGUGUGGGUGAUGAUGUUUGUGAUGCUGUUGAUCGUGUCAGCUGUAGCAGUCUUCGUGUUCGAGUACUUCAGCCCGGUCGGCUAUAACCGCUGUCUCGCAGACGGAAGAGAGCCUGGUGGACCCUCAUUCACCAUUGGAAAGGCUAUCUGGUUGCUGUGGGGUCUGGUCUUCAAUAACUCUGUUCCUGUCCAAAACCCCAAAGGCACCACCAGUAAGAUUAUGGUCUCAGUCUGGGCCUUCUUCGCUGUCAUCUUCCUGGCCAGCUACACUGCUAACCUGGCUGCCUUCAUGAUCCAAGAAGAGUACGUGGACCAAGUCUCAGGCCUCAGCGAUAAAAAGUUCCAGCACCCAAAUGAUUUUUCUCCACCUUUCCGGUUUGGGACUGUGCCCAACGGGAGCACGGAGAGGAAUAUCAGGAACAAUUACAAAGAGAUGCACAGCUACAUGACCAACUUCCAUCAGAAGAACGUGAAUGAAGCCCUCCACAGCCUGAAGACAGGUAAACUGGACGCGUUCAUCUACGAUGCAGCCGUCCUGAACUACAUGGCUGGCAGAGAUGAAGGGUGUAAACUGGUGACCAUUGGUAGCGGAUACAUCUUCGCUACCACAGGUUAUGGGAUCGCAAUCCAGAAAGACUCUGGCUGGAAGAGACAAGUGGACUUAGCCAUCCUUCAGCUGUUUGGAGAUGGUGAAAUGGAGGAGCUAGAGGCUCUUUGGUUGACUGGCAUCUGCCACAAUGAGAAGAAUGAAGUGAUGAGCAGCCAGCUGGACGUGGACAAUAUGGCAGGCGUGUUUUACAUGCUGGGGGCGGCCAUGGCUCUGUCGCUCAUCACCUUCAUCUGCGAGCACCUGUUCUACUGGCAACUGCGUUUCUGCUUCAUGGGCGUGUGCUCUGGCAAGCCAGGGGUCACCUUCUCCAUUAGCAGAGGAAUCUACAGCUGCAUUCACGGGGUCCAGAUCGAGAAGAAGAGCUCGGCGCUGAACUCCCCAUCAGCCACCAUGAACAUGAACAUGAACAACACGCACUCGAACAUUUUGCGUCUGCUGCGCACUGCCAAGAACAUGACUUCUGUGCCGGGGGUCAACGGCUCACCCCACAGCGCCCUGGACUAUGGUCACCGCGAGUCGGCCGUCUACGACAUCAGCGAGCACGGCCGCAGCCUGGCCGGCCACUCCGAUUGCAAGCCGCCUCCUCCCUACCUGCCCGAGGACGGCAUGUUCAGCGACUACGUCAGUGAGGUGGAGAGAACUUUUGGAAACUUGCACCUGAAGGACAGCAACCUGUACCAGGACCACUACCUGCACCACCACUCAGGCUCCGGGCUGGCUCUCGGUAUGUCGGGUCCCCUGCCUAACCGGCCGCGUAGCUUAGGGAGUGCCAGUUCGUUGGAGGGGGGGAUGUUCGAUUGCGACAGCUUAGGGGGAGGGGUAGCGCCCAUCUUCACCACCCAGCCCCGCCAGUCUCUGACACACAGAAACAGAGAUAAGUUUGACCUGAUUGCAGGUCACCAAACCCAGUCGAGCUUCAAGUCUGGCCUGCCCGACCUGUACGGAAAAUUCUCCUUCAAGGGUGGCGCUUCCAGUUCCGGUUUUAUUGCGGGACAUGACAGGUACUGUGGGGGAGGAGGGGCGGGUUCGGGGGGGGACGAUGGGAACAUCCGCUCUGAUGUAUCGGAUAUCUCCACCCACACGGUGACUUACGGGAAUCUUGAGGGGAAUGCCAAAAAGCGAAAGCAGUACAGGGACAGUCUAAAAAAGAGGCCUGCUUCCGCCAAGUCCCGGCGGGAACAGGAUGAGAUCGAGCUCGGCUUUCGACGGCGACCCCACCACACCAUCCACCACCACCACCAUCACCACCCUACUACACAAGGACACCGUUCAGCCUCCCCGCCUCUGGAGAGGAAGAGUCAGAGGGGAGGUAACUCUUAUUUGUUCCGCGACAAAGAGAAUCUGAGGGAUUUCUAUGUGGAUCAGUUCCGUGCCAAGGAAGGGGUAUCCCAAUGGGAGCACUUGGAUAUGACCGAUGCUCCUGGGAUGGGCGGUGGCAAUUGUGGUGGCGUAGUCGGCGGGGGUGGCGGGGGCAAUUGCACUAGCCUGGUUCCUGUGGACGAUUUUUUGAAAGGUAAAUCCAAGAAGACAGAGUGUAAGGGUGGAGUGGGAGUGGGGUCGCCUGGGGACUGGGAGUGCCGGAACUGCCACAGCAGUGGGAUUGGAGGUGGAGGGGGCAAACCGAUGUGCAUGCAUGGGGGAGGAGGAGGGUACCAAGCAGGAGGGGGCGUAGGAGGUUCUGGUGGAGGGGGUGGAGGUGGCGGGCAAGUCUCUAGCCGCCCCAGUUCAGCCACCUGCAAGAGGUGCGAGUCGUGCAAGAAACCAGGCAACUUGUAUGACAUCAGUGAGGACAACCUCCUCCUGGAUCAAAUUGGGGGCAAGUUUGCCCUGGAGGGUGGGAAGGGAGGGGGAGGAGCCCAAACCCAAGUGCAAAGGCGGAAGUUCGGCCCAGGUGGCAGGGUCUUACGCAGGCAGCAUUCCUAUGACACAUUUGUAGACCUGCAGAAAGAGGGUGCAGGCAGGAUGGGUGGAGGGGGAGGGUUUGGGGGAGGAGGCGGGGGAGCGUCGAUGCUGCCCCCGCCCCGAAGCGUGAGCCUGAAAGACAAAGACCGCUUCAUGGAGGGCUCAAGUCCUUACGCCCAGAUGUUCGAGCGGUAUGCGGGAUCGGACAGGGAGAGAGAGACGACGUUUUUCGGUGGUGGGGACCGUGGUAAGGGCGGGGGCUCGUCGUUCAGUCUGUUCCGUGGGGGUGAAGGUGGGUUGCAUCGUCGUUCGGUGGGCGAAAGAGACAUGAGGGACAGGGAUAGGAGCAUGAUGGGUGGAGGUGUGGGCGGUACACGCGGGGCUGGGACUUACUCCUUGUCUAAAUCUCUCUACCCAGAUAAGGUGAACCAGAACCCGUUCAUCCCAACCUUCGGCGAUGACCAGUGUCUAUUACACGGUGCCAAAUCGUACUACGUCAAAAAGCAGCAGCACUCUGCCACUGCUGGGGUGCUGUCCAAUGUGGCCCCUCGGUUCCCCAAGGAGCUAUGUAUGGGUGGACCCAUGGGCAACCACCAUGGGGGGGGACCAGGCAACAACAAGCUGCUUUCAGCCAGGGAUGGGUUAGGGAUGGGGCAAGGACAGAGACCGUUCAACGGCGCAAGCAAUGGGCACGUGUACGAGAAGCUCUCCAGUAUCGAAUCGGAUGUCUGA